ACAUAAUCUUGUUAGAAAAGAUUGAUAGUAAUUUUAAUAAUCGUGAAAUUAUAGCUUCAUAAUAUUUGGAUUGCAUCGUAAGAUAUUAAUUUAUUCUAGAGCAGAUUUGGGGUUAGUUGAGGUUUCUUGGAAAUUCAAAAAUUAUUAAUAUGUAGAGCAUAGAAAGUAGCCUACCUUACAAUAAUAGUGAAAAACUGAAGUUUUAAAUUUUUCGUUGUUGAGGUUAUGGUAUCCAGCUAAGAGUGACCAUUUAUCACUAAAGAAUACGGAAUUUUACAAUCACUGAAGAAUGGAGAAUGGAAAAAUGUUUGGCUCAAUGAGUUCAAACGUAAUCAACAACGAAUUAUUUCCUGAGAUGAUGUACAAUUCAGUGCGCCAUGCAAAAAUUAUGUGCACCAUCAACCCAGACUUCACUGUCUCCGAAAUAGAAAAUAUGAUCUUAGCAGGGAUGGAUAUCGCACGCAUAGACUUUUCUCUCCACGAUCAAAGUAUUUACAAGAAAAUAAUUGAUAACGUGAGAGAAGCAUCCAAAAAUGUGAGCGCCAAAUCAAAGUUUCUAGUACACGUUUCAAUAGCAGUUGACACAAAAGGCCCAGAAAUACAGACGGGAGCUUUAGAGAAUGGACAUGUGUUCCUGGAGAGUGGAGCUGUGAUAACCCUGACAACAGACGAGAAAUUCAAAAUGAAAGGUAAUGCGAAAUUUCUGUACAUAGAUUAUGAGGAUCUGACCAAUGUUGUUGAUCCAGGAGUGAGGUUGUACAUUAACAACUGCUCCAUAAUGCUGGUGGUAGACCGAGUGGACGAGCCCAAUCUCAUCUGCACCAUUGUUGACGGAGGCUGGUUGGGCAGCUACAAAGAUGUCAAGGGUCAGGGCAUAUUCAGGAAGAAACUGGAUUUCACACCAAAAGACAUUUCUGAUUUGGAGUUUGCAAUCAGCCAAAAAGUGGAUUGCAUAAUGAAUUCGUACACCAUGUCUGCUGAAUCCAUUGUCAGAAUAAAGCAGAUGUUGUUCGAUUACAAAAUGACUGGAGAAAUUUUAGUGUUUGCUAAAGUUGAGAACAAAUUUGGGGCGAAACGUUUGAAAGAGAUACUGCAGGUUGCAGACGGUAUUGUUCUUUCAAGGAUGGAUUUAUCUGUGGAGUUUGCUAGAGAAUCAGUGUUCUACCACCACAAGUCUCUGCUAGAUGUGUGCAACCAGCUUGGGAAGCCCUUUGUAAGUUUCGACCCGAUACUACCAUCUAUGACUGUAUCUCCUGUGCCUGAAUUCACCGACUUGAGUGAUCUGGGGCAUCUGAUAAUGCUGGGUGUAGAUUGUCUCAUGCUGUCCAAUGAGAACUGUCAGUAUUUGCUGGAAUCGAUCAAAUACACAGAUAAGAUGUGUUUGGAGGCGGACGCCUGUCUGAGCAUCUCCAAUGACAGCGUGUCGCUGUUUAGGUCGUCGGUGGAGGGCAAUUCGGCAGUGGCAUACAUGGCGGUGCAGUCGUCAAUCCAAUGCAAGGCGAGUGCGAUCGUGACGCUGCCGGUGCCGGUCAUCGGCAAAGUGGUGAAGCUCAUGUCCAAGCUGCGUCCACAGUGCUCAGUAAUCGCCGUCUGCAGCAGUGCUAAACCAAUCAGUGACAUGCGUUUCUACCGGUCACUCAACCCCGUUCUUUUCGAAGAGCCCGUCGGCAACAACUGGGAAGACUAUUUGGAGAGAUGUCUUAAUUUUGCGUUGCAGUACGGCAUGAACCUCGGCAUGAUUGAAACUGGCGACUUGGUGGUGGUUGUUAGCAGCUGGAAGCCAAAUACUGGACUUUUAAAUACCAUCAAAGUAGAACAAUGCAAUUUAGAGGAUAAUUAAUUACUGUUCUUGUAAAACAUUUCAUUCUCUUGUGUUAUCAUGUUGCCAACUCUCUCAAGUUAACAAUAAAUUCUACAUUGAAUUG
Messenger RNA from Nilaparvata lugens (brown planthopper), 1925 nucleotides. Its product is annotated as pyruvate kinase-like. The record is from RefSeq and is a predicted model, not a curated record. NCBI's taxonomy places the organism in Eukaryota, Metazoa, Arthropoda, Insecta, Hemiptera, Delphacidae. Gene Ontology annotation, cellular component: cytoplasm. Gene Ontology annotation, biological process: glycolytic process. The coding region runs from base 290 to 1840 and encodes 516 amino acids. Gene Ontology annotation, molecular function: potassium ion binding; magnesium ion binding; pyruvate kinase activity. The transcript has 2 exons.